This is a messenger RNA of Plasmodium relictum, 2067 nucleotides long. RefSeq names its product DnaJ protein, putative. The transcript has 2 exons. Gene Ontology annotation, cellular component: mitochondrion. The record is from RefSeq and is a predicted model, not a curated record. Bases 1 to 2067 code for a protein of 688 amino acids. Gene Ontology annotation, biological process: peptide metabolic process; proteolysis. Gene Ontology annotation, molecular function: metalloendopeptidase activity. NCBI's taxonomy places the organism in Eukaryota, Apicomplexa, Aconoidasida, Haemosporida, Plasmodiidae.
AUGAAAACAAAAAUUGAUUUUAUAAAUAAAUGGGCUUUUAUUGUUUUUUCAAAAAUUCCAGCAAUUUUUUGUGUUCAGAAAAAAAAAAAGUUACAUCAGGAUAUUUUAGAAAAUGUAAAGAAAUUGAAAAUAAUUAAUCACCCUUUAGAUAAAAAUUCUAUAGACUUCUAUUUUAUUUCUAAUGAAAUUAAUAAGUUCUUAAAUGUAGCAAAUAAAAUAAUUGAUGAAAAAAAAAAAAAAAAUUUAAUAAUUGAAAACUGCUUUAAUUUGUAUUAUUUGUUAAUUAUAUCUGCUAAAUUAAAGCCUUCUAUUUUAAAGAAAUAUAUUCUCGAGUAUAUUGAGGAGAAUAUAUCUGUAAUUCUGAAAAAAAAUAAAAUUGAAAAUACUGAUAGUAAAACAAUCCCGUAUACUAUACAUAUAAGAAGAGAGAAAUCACUUUGUAAUUUAAUAAAUGAAUUAAAUGUAUACUGCUCUAACUAUUUAAAAAAAAUUAAUAAUAUUAAAACAAGAUAUUUAAUGAUAGACAAAAAUGAAAUAAAUAUUGAUGAAGAAUGGAAGAAAAAACAUGAAUAUAUUUUCAAUAAGAAUAAAUUAAAAAUACCUAUAAGCAAACAUAAUUAUGAAUUUAUUUUAUACGGAAUAAAUGAAUCUAGUAUAAGAAAAAAAAUUUUUCAUUUACUUAACUCUCCCUAUGAAAAUAAAGAUUUAAACAAAGAUGUAAUAAAUAUAUUAAAAAAAAGAUAUGAAAUAGCAAUUAAAUGUGGCUAUAGUAAUUGGAGUCAUUAUUCUGUAUCUUAUUUUACUAGUGAGAAGAAGAAUUAUAAUAAUUUAAAUGAAUUUUUUAAUUUAAUUAAAACAAAAAUAGACAAAGACUAUGAUAAAAUAAAUUUUAAUAUGAUGAAAUUAUUUAAUUUAAAAAAGAAAAAUAAUUGUAUGAAUAAUAGCUAUGGUAAUAAUAAUAAACUAGAUUUAUAUGAUUGGUAUUAUUACUAUAAUAAAAUGUUUAAUAAAUCAGAUGAAUAUUUCAUAAAUACUUUUUUUCCGCAAAAUUACGUUUUAAAUAACUUUAUCGAAAUAAUGUCAAAAAUAUAUAAAUUUUCUUAUGAAAGAAUUAAGAAUGAAGAAGUAUUAAAGAAAUGGCCAAAUAAUAGUAUUAUAUAUAAAAUUGAAAGAGGAAAAAAAAAAAAAAUUAAACAAAGUCUAAGUCAUGAAAAAAGAGAAAAUAAGGAUCUUAAUGAUUAUGAAUUAUUAGGAUAUAUUUACAUAAUACCAUAUAUGAGUAUAAGAUUAAGGGAUUAUUUUAAGAUUCCCUUAAUGAAUUCUUUAUCAAAUACUUAUCUAAUAUGCAACGGUCAUGUAUUAAUUGAUUAUCAAUUUAUGCAAACUGUACCUCUUGAAAAAAAGCUAUUUAGUUCAUCAGAAAUUUUAACAUUAUUUCAUGAGUUUGGUCAUGCUUAUCAUUUAUUAUUAUUAUCAAAUAAAUAUUCUUUACAUAAUUUUUAUAAUAUUCCUUUAGAUUAUGCAGAAUUUUUUUCACAUAUAAAUGAACAUUUAGUUAAUAAUUAUAAUAUAAUAUAUAACUUAUCAAAUAAAGAAAUAAAUAAUUCAAAAAUAAAUGAAAAUUUAUAUCGUUCCAUGAAAUUUGAUUCUUCAAGGCUAUUUAACAUUUAUUUACAAUCUAUAAUUGAUUAUAAGAUUCAUGAUAUUAAUCCUUUUACAUUUUUUUCAAAUAAUAAUAAAAAUGAUGAAUAUGCUUUAAACGAUUUUUAUAAAAUUAUUGAGGAAUAUCUUCCUUACAAACUUUCUUCCUUAUAUUCAAUUCAUUCAACUAGUUUUCCUUAUCAUUUUUCUUGUUAUUAUGCUGGAUCUGUUUUAUGUUAUUUACUUGCAGAAAUUAGAGUUAUUCUAAAUAUUUCAGCUGAUGAUUUAUCAUUAAAAAAAAAUAAUUCUUUAAUAACAUUUCAAAAAAAAUUUUACAAUAUUCUAUCAAAGGAUUUUAGAGGAGAUGAUUACCCUUCCAUAAUAAAAUAUACUUUAUCUAAUAAAAAUUUGUUUUCCAUUAAAUAA